Homarus americanus (American lobster) is the source of this 2445-nucleotide messenger RNA. RefSeq names its product zinc finger protein 236-like. Gene Ontology annotation, biological process: regulation of DNA-templated transcription. Lineage: Eukaryota; Metazoa; Arthropoda; Malacostraca; Decapoda; Nephropidae. Gene Ontology annotation, molecular function: DNA-binding transcription factor activity, RNA polymerase II-specific; RNA polymerase II cis-regulatory region sequence-specific DNA binding. Bases 590 to 2362 code for a protein of 590 amino acids. The record is from RefSeq and is a predicted model, not a curated record. The transcript has 8 exons.
AAGAGAGACACAACCUUCAUGGCUGGUGGGAACACUAAAAAUAAAGUUAAAAUAAAACAAUAUAAUAACAUUGUAAAAGGUUGAAAAGUUAAAGGAAGUGGUUAAAUUUCCUGUAGUGAUGCCAACUAAUUGGGAGAGACUGAAUAGACUCUUCAGAAUAGUAUACUGUUCAUAAUGCAUUCACAAGGUUAAUGAUAAAUAACAUUCAUUCUAACGUUAACUGUAGUUAUUGAGAACACUGGGGAUGGUUACUCAAGAAUAUUUAACACGUCCCAUCUCCCAGAGUGGUCAUGACUAGCGGCGACGGCAUUUGUAGCUGACAAUACAAAACAAUUGGUUUGAUCGGUUUACAUCGAUCAACUCCAUCUUGCCUGAUUAGAUUGUAACUUUUAAUAUUAUUUUCCAUUAAAAGCAGUGUUAAUGAGAAUUAUUAUAGCUUGGAAGGAAGUACUGUUUAUGUACUCUGGAUAUACUCACCCUAUGUCGUCCUGUGUAAAGUUGUAAACAAACAAGUUAUGUACAGCGCCUUGUGCGUCCAUCAUCUUGUUAAUCUCUCUUUGGUUAAAGGAAUUUAUGCUUGAUUUAAAUCAUGAUCUCUGCUGAUAUAACUGAAGAUUGCAUCCUUCCAGUCGUUCACAUCAGAAUAGUGCACGAUGGUGACUGCCUGAAGCACUCUUGUGACUUCUGUCGGAAGAGUUUUCAGUCUGCUGAUGAUCUUGCUCAACAUGUGAAUUUCAGCCAUUCUUCAUUAAAUAUUCAGGAGGUUUACGUCUGUCCAACUUGUAAGUGUUGUCUUCUCAGCCACAGUGAUCUACUAGACCAUCUCUCCAUACAGCAUCAUUAUGUACAGGUAAACAGAGAAGAGGCUACAUUAUGUGAAUAUUGUGGUUUAAAUCUAACAAGUAAAGAAUAUUUGGUGAAUCACAUACAGCUCAAACAUUAUUCUGGUUUUGCUGCAUCACUUACAUGUGAUCUUGGCAUUGUUGAACUUAACCUUAAAGAUAUAUCCAGUAUGGGGAUGGGAGAUCCUGACUGUAAGACUCUUUUUCAAGUAAUUGAAGUUUCACUAACAAAAGAUUUAGUCAAUUCACCAGCUUCAAGGACAAAAGUUAUUAAAGAAAAUGUUAUUAAAAUUGACAGUUUAAAGAAGGAUAAAGAAGGAAUAACAAACGUGUUAUAUAAAGAUACUAUACAGACACCGAAUACAAAUAUUAGUGUUAUAUCUAACUGUGAAAAUCAAUCUCCAUGUCCAUUGACUGAAAAAGAUCCUGGUAUUGGAAUUAUCUGUGGUAACUCUUUAAAUAAGACAGUUAGUGAAAAAAGUAUGGAAGAUGGAUAUGAAUCUCAGCUAGAGAUGAUCAUUUGUUGUGACACAGAUGAAAAGUCAAUUGUUGCUUCCUCACCUGGAGAAAUUAUAGUGACAGUAGAAAGUGAGGAAGAGUUAGUAUGGAGCAAAGAAGUUAUGUCACAAGUUAUCUGUUCAAGUGGAAUUCUGAAAAGGACACCCGGAAUUUCUGAUUUAGAAAAAGAAGAUCCAGCCCCUCAAAGUGUUACAGUGCAGUGUGUGAAUAAUUACUGUGGUAGAAACUAUUCACAUCAAAGUGACUUUGUAAAUCAAGGACAGGAGCAAGCAUUUCCCAGAAAACUAAAUAAUGAAAGUGUAAAAUGCAAAGAUGACACUUUGGAUAUUACUGAUAAUAAAUUAAACUUUAACAAAUCAGCAAUAAUGAAAACCAUUCAUUCUGAUUCUCCGCCAAAAUUAGCAUCUUCAUCAACAGGGAGAAGUGCUCUUGCCAAAAGUCUACAGGAGACAUUGAGUGUCCAGAGUCAGUUGCAGCGCAUGAAGAUGUGCAGAAUCUGUGGUAUGGUCUUCAGAAACCUUGGUUACCAAGAACAGCAUGAGAACACAUUUCAUGGUAUAAGGAUCAAAUGUGAGCUUUGUGAUGAUAGUUUUGUUUACUCUAAAUCACUACGCAACCACCGUCUAAGGAAACAUUCUAGUACUUCUGCUGGUUUCCAGUGCGAGGAUUGUGAUAAAAUUUUCAAAUGCAGAAGUAAUUUAUGGUCUCACCGUCUAACCCACCUGAGCCAAGAGAUGCGUAGAUUCCAGUGCCCUCAGUGUCCUCAACGAUUUGCGAUUAAAUCAAAGUUAAAUAAACACCUACAGAGUCACACAGGUGAAAAGAAGUUUCAGUGUGGAGAAUGUGGUAAGAGAUUUGUUUACCAAGGGUUGCUAGUGCGUCAUAUGAAGAAACACAUUUCUGAGACUCGCAAUGUAUUCCUGGGAAAGGAAAAAGGUGUUUACGUAGUAGAAGUCGGCCAGGAAAACACCCAUCAUACUCAAGAUGGACCAGCUAGUUAGCACAACAACUGUAGUUGUGUUCCAUAAUUGUUAAUAUUAAUUGCAAUUGCAGAAUGUAAAGAGGAAAUUAAAUAAUGAAGAGC